Molecule: messenger RNA, 1152 nt
Organism: Papaver somniferum (opium poppy)
Lineage: Eukaryota; Viridiplantae; Streptophyta; Magnoliopsida; Ranunculales; Papaveraceae
Exons: 3
Coding region: 1-1152 (383 amino acids)
Source: RefSeq, a predicted model, not a curated record
AUGUACACAACAUGGCGCUUUCAUGGGGAAAGUUUAGAAGCAGCACGUAACACUAUAACUGAAUAUGUAUCCGAUAAUGAUGUCACAGUAGUUUUGAAUGAGAGUAUUACAGCAGAUGUGGAUGAAAAUGUUAGGGCAGGGAUGGAUGAGAAUGGAGAAGCAGGUGUUGAUGAGAAUGCAGAAGCAGGUGUUGAUGUGAAUGUUGGAACCAACAGGUGUUAUCAGAAAAAGAAGUCAGCGACUGAGCAGGCAAGAGAACCAUUAUAUCCUUCAUGUCCUAAAGGAAAGUCGGCAAUGUACGCUGCGAUUAUGGUGAACAACAUAAAGACUCAGUUUGGAAUUUCAGAAAACGGUGUUACAGCAAUGUUAGAGUUGAUGAAAGAGUUGUUUCCCGAAGGUAACACCCUUCCAUCCAAGUUUCCAGAUAUCAAGAAGAUUAUUAAAGAGCUGGGGAUGGACUAUGUCACUUAUGAUGCUUGUAUAAAUGACUGUGUACUUUAUUGGAAGGAUAAUAGUUCAUUGGUGAAAUGUCCGAAGACUUUAAGGCAUUUUCCAAUAAUUGCAAGGCUGAAAAUACUUUACAGUAUAUCAUGGAUAGCAGAGGUGAUGCUUUGGCAUUCUAGAGCACAGAAAGAUGUCAAUAUAAUGCGUCAUCCAGUUGAUUCUACAGCUUGGCGGUGUGCGGAUAACUUUUGUCCUGAAUUUUCUAAGGAAGCACGAAAUGUUACUCUUGGGAUAGCAACUGUUGGCUUCAAUCCAAAUGGAUGCCCAAGAGCACCAGGUAAAGACAUUGAUGUGUACUUACAACCAUUGAUAGAGGAUUUGAAAGAGUUAUGGAAUGAUGGUGUUACGACAUUCAACAGCUUCACAAAGUCUGAAUUUCUGUUGAAGGCAAGGUUGUUAUGGGCCAUUUAUGAUUUUCCGGCAUUAGGGACUCUGUAUGGAUGUGUGACUCAUGGAUAUUAUGCGUGUCCUACCUGUGGUGAAGAAACAGUUUCUGAGUGGAUGCCGUAUAGUAAGAAAAUAUGUUAUAUGGGAAAUCGAAGAUGGCUGCCAUCCAAACACAAGUACAGAGAUGACAAGACAAACUUUAGUGGAGGGGUAGAACAUGGUAAAGCUCCAUGGCCACUAACAGGAUUGCAAAUUCAAUAA